AUGGCUGGACUUCUCGCCGCGGCGAUUCUUUUCCUCAUCGACCGCCACAGGAGCUCGGUGUGGGCGUCGCCGGUGGCGCACGCAACGACACGAGGUCCGUCGGCGUCGUCGUCCGUGUGCAAGGAGUUCGACGUCGCGAUCCCCGCCAGCGCGCCGGGGGCCAGGUACGACCUUCGCACGGUCGACACCGACCUCGACGCGGCGGCGUGGGCCAUCGAGAGCAGCGCCUGGAGCGCCCCUCCGGGCAACGAGCUGGUGCUCGAGAACAUCACCAUCUCGGGGACGUACAACAUCCACGGCCGACUGUGCGCGCCCUCGGCGGGCGGCGGGGGCGUGCUGCAGAUCGCCUCGCACGGGGCCCACUACGACGGGCGAUACUGGGACGCCGACCCCCCGGGCCACUCGUACGUCGACGCCGCGCUCGACGCCGGGUACUCCAUCCUCACGUACGACCGCCUGAGCGCGGGCCGGUCGGACCACCCGGACGCCUACACGGGGGUCCAGGCGCCGCUGGAGCUCGAGAUCCUCCGGGAGCUGACCACGCUGGCGCGCAACGGGACCCUGGCCUCGAUGACGGGCGUCGGCGCCGCACCCAACAAGACGGUGCACGUCGGCCACAGCUACGGGUCGUUCCUCACCACGGCCUUCAUCGCGACCUACCCGGAGCUCACCGAGGGCGCCGUCAUCACCGGGUUCGUCCUGAACCGGUACCUCGGGUCCGUCGGGGACGCGCCGUGGGCCGUCCGGCGCGCGCCCGACAGGCCGCCCGGCUACGUCCUGUGCGAAAAGGUCGGGAUCCAGAACCUGUUCUUCGCGGGCGACUUCACGCAGGCGCAGCUCGACCUGGGCGACUCGCUCAAGCAGGCCGUCCCCGUCGCCGAGAUCACCAGCGGGUACGAGUUGCUGGGGGCCACGGGUCCGUUCAAGGGCCCCAUCCAUUACAUGUUGGCGGAAAAGGACUUUUACAUCUGCGGCGGGGACUGCAGAGGUCUGUACAGCGUCCCUCAGCAGUACAAGAUCUUCCCCAACGCCUCCGACAUCCAGAUCGACCUGCAACCCGACACGGGCCACGCCUUGCCGAUGCACAACAACGCCACGGCGGGAUUUCAAGUCUCGUUUGACUUUUUGGCCAAGCAUGGGCUUUGA
Molecule: messenger RNA, 1146 nt
Organism: Exophiala oligosperma
Lineage: Eukaryota; Fungi; Ascomycota; Eurotiomycetes; Chaetothyriales; Herpotrichiellaceae
Exons: 1
Coding region: 1-1146 (381 amino acids)
Source: RefSeq, a predicted model, not a curated record